AUGUACAGAAAAAACAAUUACAUCAAACCAACGAUUAAUUUGGUUCCGAACAUGGAAGUUGCAAAAGCCUUCAAAGAUCCUUCGGAAAUGAUUCGGAAGCGAAACGAACUGUCGGAGAAAAAGAAGAACAAACUUGUUACUAACAACACAGCAAUAGAACCUUCCAUAAAUUCAAAACAAAGUACCACUCCCCAUGGCUCAACAAAUACUCUCAUUGAGUCUACAAGGAAACGUGUGAAAAAGAUUUUCACUCUCAACUUUACAAGUCAACAAAACAAUGGAAGUGAAGUCAUCGAUGAACCAAUUGAAAAUUUUUCCAAGCUAGAACUCAUCCAUCGAAAAUUAACAAAUCAACAAAUUAAGGAAUGUGUCACUCCAUACACAUUUGUAACGUUGAAUGAGUUAUAUCAAGAUUGUGUGAACAAUGAGAAGUAUGACAUUUAUAACCUCUAUUCCAAUUGGUGUACAAUAUUUACUCUCAUGGAGGAGCUUCCUCCAUUAAUUUGUCAAGCCAAAGGAGUAGAGUUUAGUGUUUGGAGAGUGUCAGAUAAUUUGAAUGACAUGUGUGCUGUGAUGUUGAUUCCAAUCUCAGAAAAUCGAAAUGCAAACAAAAAAGAAAAUAUUGAAGAACUUGCUAGAGGACAUGUCAUAAUCUUGGCAAAUCCUGUUAUAUUGCAAAUCAAUAGGAAAGAAACAGAUACAGACAACACAUUGUCAACAUUGUGUACUGAAUCAAGUCCCAUGGCAUUUGUUGUAGAGACAAAAACAACUUCAUUUAGGAUUAUUGGGAAAGCUAAACAUUAUGGAACUUGUGCCUAUGUUCCUAUGGACUUUAACAAGUAUACAGGAAAUAAUUUGAAGCUUUUGAGUAUGUUAAACGAGAAGAAGAAGAAGAGAAAGCAUAACGAUGAUGACAUGAAUGAAGACAAAACUUCACAACAAUCCAAUCCAUCCUCUUCCUCUUCAAAACAAUCUCCUCAUUCCUUUUGCUCAUGUCCUAUUAAUACAGCUGUGAGCAGGUAUUGUCUCUAUCAUUUCAAUAAGAAGAGCAGCGAAGUUCAAAACAGUAGAGUUGAAUGCAAUGGCUCGAACAUUGUGGAGAAAGUAGCAAAUGCGUUCGAAAAACCAACAGUUUUCAAUUAUUUUGGUGUGACCUUGUUUAUUGACCCAACAGUGAAUAUCAAAAAACUGGUGAGAACUCACUCUGAUGAAAAACCAAAAGACUUGCCUGAUCUAACAAAAAAGAAGAAGCCAAAACCAAAGAUUGACGGACAAGUCACGAAUGCAGUUGUUGACCACUUGGCUUCAAAUUCAAGAAGUGCAAAGUAUUUUGUGGCAGCAAGAUCCUCUCUGAUCAAACAAGACUUACUUGCCAAUAGCAAGACAAAGAAUUUAACAGACAAACAAAUUGAUCUGGUUGCCAGAAAUGCUGUAAUGAAAACGAUUGAAACUGCCCAAGAAAAAUCGCAGCCCAACAAGCGAAAGGUAGUAGAAAUUGAAGUGUCAGACACUGAAAGUGAAUCAGACGACGAAAAUUAA
Naegleria fowleri is the source of this 1539-nucleotide messenger RNA. RefSeq lists its product as uncharacterized. The transcript has 3 exons. NCBI's taxonomy places the organism in Eukaryota, Heterolobosea, Eutetramitea, Acrasida, Naegleriidae. Gene Ontology annotation, cellular component: replication fork protection complex. The coding region runs from base 1 to 1539 and encodes 512 amino acids. Gene Ontology annotation, molecular function: single-stranded DNA binding; DNA replication origin binding. The record is from RefSeq and is a predicted model, not a curated record. Gene Ontology annotation, biological process: DNA replication initiation.